AUGGCAAUUCAAUUCUGGAGCUGGAUCUUCAUCAUCCAAACACUUCUAUUCCAGACCGGCUGUGCUCAACCCACUCCAAAUCACAAUUAUGGAGUGCUUACUAGCAGAGCAUUGGAGAGCGUUUUCAUUCGCGGUCUUACGAAGGCGGAAAAGGCUCGGAAUACUUAUAUUGCAUUGGCCAUUGCCGCCAGUGUGGUUUUGAUUGCGGGUCUGACUGGUCUUCUGGUACUGCACUUGAGGCAAAAGCAGACUGUCGCGGAGCCUGAAUCGGCGGGUAUCCCAGCUGUCAAGCCACACUGGUGGAUGGUGGAAGGCAAAAAUGAGAAGAUGCUGGAUUGGCGGUGGAGAUUGAGCCAUGGGGUUUCAACGCCUGGGCAUAUCAUCCACUCUUCUGAAGGGACCUCUAAGAUUGAUCGUUUAAGAAAGGCCCUUAAUAUUCCCAGGAAGACCUCAGAUGUCCAACCUAUUCUUCCAAUGCACCGCCCACAAGUUGCCAGCCCUACCGAGACCUUGAACCUCCCAAUGCAAACCAUGGAUAACAUACAACCAAUUUACCCGGCUGCGCUUGAACGCGGUUACAAGGACGUUCAACCACCUCAGAUUCCUGCUGUUACAAUUGCCACAUACGAUGUCAACAAACGAUCGAGGCGCAGUCCAAAUGUUCCACCCAAGGCUAUUGUUAUCCAGAGCGGCCGCUCGACGCUUUCGCGCUCUUUGGCUCGUAGUGGUGCCCCAAGAUCUCCUGCAGGUCGCCGCUGGUUGCAGAGGAAUUCAUUCAGACAUCCUUUCUUGCCCCUCAAGGACUAUGAUGUCACGAGAGUAUCAACACCAGCUGAUCCCCAACUCGGAAUUGGGUACGGAUCCAAGGCUCACGAAUCCCGCAUUGUGACACUCAUACCUGCCGGUGUUCCUCCUAGUUCACUUAAUCCUCCCCACCAGGCCAGGGCUCCAAUCAGAAAGCCCGCCGCUCUUCGAUUACUGAACGACCCCUCAAGACGUGUUCGCGUUGGGUUACCAUCUUCUCCUCGACCAGUUCGCGCUUCUCCUCGACCUGCUGUUUAA
This is a messenger RNA of Psilocybe cubensis, 1062 nucleotides long. RefSeq lists its product as uncharacterized. The transcript is spliced from 2 exons. The record is from RefSeq and is a predicted model, not a curated record. The coding region runs from base 1 to 1062 and encodes 353 amino acids. NCBI's taxonomy places the organism in Eukaryota, Fungi, Basidiomycota, Agaricomycetes, Agaricales, Agrocybaceae.